This is a messenger RNA of Acaulospora morrowiae, 780 nucleotides long. Lineage: Eukaryota; Fungi; Glomeromycota; Glomeromycetes; Diversisporales; Acaulosporaceae. The record is from the annotation of a GenBank genome assembly.
CGUGAGUCAACGGAACAAGGAAUCUCGAGGUCGACAUGAUGAUCGAGAUUACCGUAGAAGCUCGGCGAGGGGAUACGAAAGAGAGAGAGGUUAUAGUAAGGAAGUGGAUGAUGGAUAUGGUAAUUAUCGUGGUUAUGAAAGAGAGAGGAAUCAGAAAAAUUCAAGCAGAAGAAAUGGUGACGAUCGAACCAACGGGAGAAAGAUUAUUGAAUACGAAUUAGAUAACACAGUGCCCGCUGGGGUAACCACCAGUGGUUUUAGGGAUUCUCAAAAUGAAGUUUCUCGCCCAAAAGAUACGAUACCUGUGGAAGAACCUACGGAUAUGGUCAUUGAGGCUGAAGAUGAAGAAGAAAAGUUGAUUGAGGAAAGACGUAAACGUCGUAAUGCAAUUUUAGAAAAAUAUAAAAAUAAAAAUGACGAAACACCCACAUCCAAUGUUGAUAAUGAUACCUCGAUGUCGACAACCACAGAAAUUAUUGAACAGAAGAUGGAGGUGACAGAAAAUCAUUCUUCGGACACACCGUCCGUAAUUUCACCGGUUACUCCACCAAUACUUUCACCAACUUCCUUUUCCCUAACGAAAGUUGAGGCAUCUAUUGAAGAUUUUGUUCCCGGUGAAGAUCAACAAGGAUUUUCCGCCGCAGAUUACGAUCCAACCAAGGAUCGUAUUGCAGACGAUGAGAGACAAUUGCAUCACAAGUCAGCAAAGGAUCUCGAGCUACUUAAAACCAAAGAUGCCCAAGAGUCUGUCGUUCAACAAGAUGAAAAUGAUUCCGAUAU